Molecule: messenger RNA, 1767 nt
Organism: Papaver somniferum (opium poppy)
Lineage: Eukaryota; Viridiplantae; Streptophyta; Magnoliopsida; Ranunculales; Papaveraceae
Exons: 3
Coding region: 1-1767 (588 amino acids)
Source: RefSeq, a predicted model, not a curated record
AUGGAGAAUGGGAAUCAGCACGAGCAAUGCUGUCUACAAUGGGACAAGAACGGGCAGAGGCCGGACUUCACUGAUGACCUGAAAGGCUUUGGCAAUAUUGGCUCGGUCCUGCAUAAAACUAUUGCCAUUUGUCAAAAACUAUAUAGUUUUUCGCAACAAGAAGGAGAAGGUCUUUAUGAUUAUUUAGAGAGGUUUCAUGAUCUCUUGUUACAAUGUCCACACCAUGGAUUGGAUACUCCUAGGCUCAUAUUGAUCCUUUAUGAGGGAUUAGAUUGCAAAACAGCGACUACGAUAGAAUCACUUUGUGGUGGGAAUUUCCUUGAUAAGAGUGCCGAAGAAGGUUACAAAAUUUUGCAUGAAAUAGCUGGAAAAAUCCAAGAGUGGGAGGCUAGAGAACCCAUAAGAUCAAUAGCUAGUAGUGAAGGGAUUCACAGAGUUGAUAAUGAAUUCGAAUAUGAGGCCAAGUUUUAUGUUUUGACACGAAGACUUGAGUCGUUAGAAAGAAAUGUUAAAGUCAAGCCUAUUGAGUGUAUUACACAUGCAUCUUCUAUUCCUAGUGAUUGCACUAACCAAAGAAUUCCUAGUUUGGAAGAAAGUAUUUGUCUAUUUAUGCAGGCUACUCAAAGAUCUAUGGAAAACUUACAACAACAGCUAAAUGAGCUAGUCAGCCAACUGAAUGAGCGAGACAAGGGUCAGUUCUCGAGUCAAAUACAGACUCACCGUACAGGUUCUUUUGAGGUAAGCACAUCUGGUGCUAAGCCAACUCAUCAUGUCCAGGCCGUCACUACUCUCAGAAGUGGACGAGUCAUUGAUAAUCAUGUUAGUGAUGAUGAGGAGAAUGUGCAAGAGAGGAACCUGCCUACUAUUACACAGGUUACUCCUUCAACAGAAACCGAUGAAACCGAAAAAGGUAAUUCUGAAAUUUCUUAUGUUCCUCACGCUCCUUUUCCUCAAGCAUUACUACCUCGUAAGAAAGGAGCUAGUCCUAAUGACAUCUUAGAAGUGUUUAAACAAGUUAACGUCAACAUUCCACUCUUAGAUGCCAUUAAACAAAUUCCUUCUUAUACUAAGUUUCUAAGAGAUAUGUGCAUUGUGAAACGAAAAUUGAAUGUGCAUAAGAAAGCUUUCCUUGCUGAACAGGUGAGCUCGAUUAUUACACAGAAAGCUCCACCCAAAUUUAAAGAUCCAGGUUGUCCUACGAUUGCUUGCACUAUAGGUGAACAUAGGACUGAACAUGCAUUGUUAGAUUUAGGGGCCAGUGUGAAUCUCUUGCCAUAUUUUGUGUAUGUGCAAUUAGAACUUGGUGAUUUGAAACCCACUAAUGUCACUCUCCAAUUGUCUGAUAGGUCAAUUAAAAUUCCUAUGAGAGUGGUAGAGGAUAUUUUUAUCCAGGUUGAAAGUUUUGUUUAUCCCGUUGAUUUUAUUGUUUUAGAUACUCAACCUGUUUCUAAUCCCUGUGGGCAGAUUCCUGUCAUCUUAGGUAGACCUUUUUUGGCUACCUCGAAUGCGGUUAUCAACUGUCGCAAUCGAAACAUGGAGCUUACUUUUGGAAAUAUGAAAAUGGAGAUAAAUGUGUUUAGCCUUUCAAAUUUGUCUGCGAUUUCUGAAACUUGUGAACAUGUAUGCAUGGUUAAUGGUGUGAAUGAUUAUACUCACUGUUAUAAUGAGAAUCUCGAAAACAUGUUUGAAAACUUUGCAGGUAUUAUGGAGUCAUGUGACGAAAAACAAGGAAGUUAUGAGCUUAAUCCAGCGCUUUGGCAACCUUAG